Messenger RNA from Volvox carteri f. nagariensis, 1229 nucleotides. RefSeq lists its product as uncharacterized. The record is from RefSeq and is a predicted model, not a curated record. The transcript has 7 exons. The coding region runs from base 6 to 743 and encodes 245 amino acids. NCBI's taxonomy places the organism in Eukaryota, Viridiplantae, Chlorophyta, Chlorophyceae, Chlamydomonadales, Volvocaceae.
AAAAGAUGCUUGCAUGCCGCCCCUUUGUGGGCCAUUCCCCUGCACAUACGCGCUCUCGCGCUGAACUGAGAACCCAAUCAAUCGACCGUCGGGUGCGCCUCGCAUCGCGUAUCUCCGCUGCUGCAGCUCCAGGCGCUGCGGCCACUACCGCACCCGCCGAGGCCGCAUUAAGCACGCUCCGCCUCGCGGCCACCUCUCCCGGUGCUGUCCGCCCCUCGGAGGUGCUCCAAGCUCUGGUAGUGGUUGAAAAAGCCAAACUCAAGGCUGAUGACUGGCUGGCGACGUUGACGGCUCCGGGGACAUGCUGGCGGCUGGUGUACACCGUGCCCGGCAAGGACAUCACCGCAGCGACCAAGAAGCAAAAGGGCGGCGCAGGCGGCUUCUUCCCGCUGGCCGCCUGUCAGAAGUUCGACGCAUCUGGAUUUGAGAAUGGCGUCUUCCUGGGCCCAUUGGGACAUCUGACCUUUAAAGGCGGCUUCCAAAUGGAUGGGAAACUGCUCCACUUCGACGUGGCCACCAUGUAUCUGGGUCUGGGCCCCUGGCGCCUAGCAGUGCCGCUCAAGAAGGAGGUGCCGCUCAGUGACAUGGACAGCAAGACUUUCAAGAAGCUUCCCUUCUUCGUUUAUGCCUACGUUGGCUCGGACAUCGUUGUGGCUCGGGGCCGCUCCGGGGGCGUCGCGCUGUGGACCCGGGCUGGCCCCCAGUGGCUGGCAUCCUCGGGCGCCAUGCAGGUGUACAAGUAGACUCCUGCAGCCGCCGCCGGCCCGCGUUUUAUUCAGUGUUCACAUAAGAUGUGUGCCUCUGUGUGUGUGUCUGUGUGCGUGUCACUGUGUGUGCCAGAGAGAGUGUGUAUGUAUGUGUGUCUGUCUGUCGGUGCUGGGAAGAGCUGUUAAUUUUUCCUGCUUUGGGUUUUGAUGAGGGGAAGAGGGAUGGUAGUCUGCGGGAGCCUGGAGGUGGUUUCUUGUCGAGAUAUGCGGCUGACACACGUGAAAGGGCUCGCGAUUAAGGCGUUGAGCCGCAAAUAGUUUUGUUGCACGUUCACCAGACGUAUGCAGGGCGGGAGGUGAGACGUGAGCUGCAAGUGCGUCUUUAUAUCGACACGAACGCGGUUUUCGCUUUUGCGUGUGUAUGUAUGUAUCUGUUUAUGCAUUGAAGUGCUGUGGUGGUGGCGUAGAAUCGUCUAAGAACCAGAAUGUACCCUUCUCGCCCACCACCGUGCGUGUUACUAG